UUCGGCGAAACGUGGUUGCGCUCGUGAGGGAAAGAGAAAAAUGGAGAAAAGAAGAAGGACCGUGUGGUAGGCAGUAACGCACUGAAGCACCCACACGCACAGAGAAAGGCUAAAAAGAAAGAGCCGGCUGCGUGUGCCGGCUGCCGUCGAGAAUAUAUAGGCUCGAGCGCGAGAUAUUAUACCCGAUGGCAGGAGAGCGAGGCCCGGUGCUGAAAACACCUGUCCACCCUCCAUACACACCGGAGUCUCGCCUCUUUGCCUCGCCAGUUGGUCGUUAUUUUUUUCUCCCUCUCUCCGCUCCCCCGCGCGCGCGCCACACCGCCCUUUGUCCAAAUCGUUCAUAUAAGCCUGUACUUGCUUUUCACGAUCAUCAUUUUAAAUCCGAAAGUCUUGCGGUGCGGAACGUCUACGAAAAUAUUCACGAAAAUAUAUUUUUGUACAUUCUCUCGUUUAUUUACACUGCAAUACGCUUUCGUUGUCGUUCGUAGAUGCCAUUAUGAAUAGGCCAAUUGUGGUGAUGGUGGUGAUUCAGUGUUUCGCGUUCGUGUUUAUCCUUGUCGCUGCCUCACCUAGCCAUGGAAUUAAUCACGAGGAUAUUACCAGCAGCAACGACCCUGCGCUUCUUGAAUUAAAAAAUUCAAUUCAACAUGUGCGCGAACAAUUGACCGCGAUGAUCGAUCACCGACAACAGGAUUAUAACGCGCUCGAAGAAAGCCUCAAGCAAUCUAUGGAAAAAAAUACGGAACUCACUGUCCUCAGGAAUCAAGUUAAACAAUUAAGGAAAGAGGUAAACUCCCUUCGCGGCACCGGAAGCGGCAAUGAGGCGAAGAAUGAACGACUCAAAGUCAAAUGGCUCGCGAGUGCGGUUACCGAGCUCAAAGCCGAGGUCGCCGAAGUCCUUGGAGCGAGAAACGCCAGCGAAGAAUUUGCUCAACGCUCCAGAAUGCAGAGCGAACUUGAACUCCUUCGCGGUGAUGUCGCUCAGGUUGGCAGAGGAAUUAGGGAUCUCGGCGGACGGCUGGCCAAAAUCGAAGCAUCCCUUGGCACUAUUCGACUCGAUAUUUUUGCUGUCAAAGAGCGAGCUGGACAAUUGACUAGAAUUUGUGCUGACGUUACCAGUCAGCUGAGCACGGUCCAAAUUGAGAUGAAAUCAUUCAAGUGUCAAAAUUCGGAGUCUUCGUCGUUGGAGAACAGCAAUCGCAUAACGGAGAGCGUAAACGAAAGGGGUGGAAACGAUUAUCACCGUCAAAGGCACGCGGGUCACCGGGUGGACGAGCGUUUGGCGAGUUUGGAGCGUAAAAUCUCGAUAGUGGCACGUAAGCGUGGAGUUCUUGAGAAGAGAGUGGUGUACGAGAAUCAGGAUGAAUUGAAGCAGAAAAUAUUGAAUUUGGAGAAGAGCCAAUCGAUAAUGGAGAAUCGAGUUGAAAACGUGAGCAAAGGGCUAGAUGAAAAAGUGGGCAAAGUUGAAGAAUCGAUAAUUCGUUUGUACGAGUCGCUGGAGAAUAUCGAGGAGAAAAUCGAGAACAACAAGUCGGAGGAAAAGCGAGAACUUUCCAAGUUGGAGGUGAAUGCUGCGAAGAAAUACGCCGAGUUGUCGCUGACGAGAGAAGAGCUCGUUAAUUUGCGCCGAACCGUGCAAGCACUCAGCGUCAGUGCGUCCAAGUUACAGGAGAAAAGCGAUCUUCAAAGGGACACGAUAACAAGCCUGAAAUCUUCUUUGGUAAACGUAACGAGAACACGAAAUCUCGAAGCAUCUUCAUCGUUGAUCGGGCUCGAGGGAGCGAGCGGAAUAACAAAGGAGUUAGAACGAGCGGAGGAUGAUUACAGAACGAUGAUCGAGUCUUUGCCUGCGAACUGCGAGGAGCAUCACGACGGUUUAACGAUGCUCGCACCGGGAGGUCAAGCUUUGCCACUUCUGGUUUCUUGCCGCCGCGGUUGGAUCGUUAUAGGCCGCCGAAUUGACGGUACUGUUGAUUUCGAUAGAAAAUGGAACGAGUAUGCGGAAGGAUUCGGUUCGCCGUUGAACGAGCUUUGGCUCGGAAACGAAGCGAUACACAGACUUACUCGCGAUAAUUGUACGAGGCUGGGCAUCGAUCUCGUCGAUAUUUAUGGCAACCGUUGGCGAGCCGAGUACCAAAACUUCAGAGUCGAUUCCGACGAAACUGGAUAUCGAAUGACCGUUUCGGGCUAUUCCGGAAACGCUACCGACGCUUUCUCCUAUCAAAAUGGAAUGGCUUUCAGCGCUAAGGACAAAGACAUGGACACGAGCAGCUCCGAUUGCGCAGCUAAUUAUCGAGGCGGAUGGUGGUUCAGCCACUGCCAACAUGCCAAUCUCAACGGACGGUACUCCCUCGGACUCGCUUGGUACAGAGCUGAUACCAAUCAAUGGAUGGCUGUCGUAUCCGCUGUCAUGUCUAUUCAACGAAAACAACAGUGCUGAUCAUCAGACUGUACUGUCAAAUUCUCCAUAACGUUAUGAAAAUUUCAAACUCACCAAAAAAAAUCUACUUUUUAGUAGAUUUUCCAGUCUACGCGAGUUUUUACUCGACAUAAUCAAAAUUCGUAUUCUUUCUGCUGUCGGAAUCUAUUAUCAACGAAAAACUCUUCAGUCGAAAUUCGCUAUUUCAAACGGUACCAACCAAAACCACAAUUUUCUCAAAAAAAUCUGCGGAAAGUCGAUUUUUCUGUAUGAUCGAGAUCGUGGGCACAAAGAAAAAUCGAUUUUUUGCUUCUAGAAUGACUGAUUUCGAAAAUGGUGGCUUUGGUUUUCGGAAAAUCCAGUUUUGUUUAGAGUAAAACUGACAUUAACACGAUUAAGGAAAAACCGAAAGGAUCUUCCGACGUUUUUGGAAUCACUUAUCUCGAUAUUACCAGAUUUCACAUAAAUUAUUCAGUCCAAUUGUAGUUCUGAUCAGAUAAAACUGGAAAUGGAUAAAAAACUUUGUCGGAUCUAGCAGAAACCAGUGAAAUCGAGAUUUGACUGAACGACGAUCAAGUGAAACUUGCAUCUGUAAAAAAAUUCAGUUAUAACUUGAAUUCACUAGAUAGAUCAGGUUCUAACUCUGGUUUUAACGCUACUCACAUUUCGUUAGCUACAUAUAUAUGCUCAUACACUAAUAUAUAUAAACAUAGACCAAUAAGGCUCGUCCAAGCUGAACCAAAGAAUUAACAUAUCGCCGCUCUCAGAGGAUCCUUAGUCUCCUCUUUUGUACAUAAAAACAAAUAAAAAUAUAUGAAAACUAGAAAUUUUGUAGAUUGCGGCUAAUGCACCUGUAAAAAUAUUAUACUAUGAAUGUACUAUAUAAAAGAGGAAAGAAUAAUAUUCGUAGAAUCUUGAAAAAAUGAA
Venturia canescens is the source of this 3346-nucleotide messenger RNA. RefSeq names its product scabrous (gene sca). The coding region runs from base 497 to 2440 and encodes 647 amino acids. NCBI's taxonomy places the organism in Eukaryota, Metazoa, Arthropoda, Insecta, Hymenoptera, Ichneumonidae. The record is from RefSeq and is a predicted model, not a curated record. The transcript has 3 exons.